Messenger RNA from Periophthalmus magnuspinnatus, 577 nucleotides. It is a transcript of the gene rps16, whose product is annotated as ribosomal protein S16. The transcript has 6 exons. Gene Ontology annotation, biological process: translation; maturation of SSU-rRNA from tricistronic rRNA transcript (SSU-rRNA, 5.8S rRNA, LSU-rRNA). Gene Ontology annotation, molecular function: structural constituent of ribosome; RNA binding. NCBI's taxonomy places the organism in Eukaryota, Metazoa, Chordata, Actinopteri, Gobiiformes, Gobiidae. The coding region runs from base 98 to 538 and encodes 146 amino acids. Gene Ontology annotation, cellular component: cytosolic small ribosomal subunit; ribosome. The record is from RefSeq and is a predicted model, not a curated record.
CGAAAAGUGUAUGCAUCUGUCGUAAACCUGCCCCUGAUGUGCCGCGCGUGAAACCCCAUCGGUCUCUCCGUACGGCAGCCCGAGCUGAAGACGAAAGAUGCCGGCUAAAGGUCCCCUACAGUCUGUCCAGGUUUUUGGACGUAAAAAAACCGCCACAGCAGUCGCCCACUGCAAAAGGGGGAAUGGUCUGAUCAAGGUGAACGGCAGACCUCUUGAGAUGGUGGAGCCAGCCACCCUCCAGUACAAGCUUCUUGAGCCUGUGCUGUUGCUUGGCAAGGAGCGUUUUGCUGGUGUGGACAUUAGAGUCAGAGUCAAGGGUGGUGGACAUGUCGCACAAGUCUAUGCUAUCCGUCAGGCAAUCUCCAAAGCCCUGGUCGCAUACUACCAGAAGUAUGUGGAUGAGGCCUCUAAGAAAGAGAUCAAAGACAUCCUGAUCCAGUACGACAGGACCUUGUUGGUGGCUGAUCCUCGUCGCUGCGAGUCCAAGAAGUUCGGUGGACCUGGAGCUCGUGCUCGCUACCAGAAGUCCUACCGUUAAAUGCUCUGUACAUUUUCAUAAUAAAUUGGGUGAUCGAAA